AGACGGUGUUGACAUGACACCUGAGAAACCUCGAGAGUAGCUGGAGCUUUGUUUUAACCACAAGGGAAACUAAACACACACUGGACAUGGAGCUGUCUCCCCUCAUUAAGAAAAUAGCUCACUCGCUGGUGGAGAUCCGCGUUCGGGCGCUGAAGAGCAUCUUGUCCAAGCUGGACCACUCCCUGAUUUCCGUCUGUGACAUCGUCCAGGAGAAGAUGCUGUUCGUCUAUCUGCUGGAGUGGUUUAAUUUCCCUGAGGUGCCGAUGCAAGAGCAGGUCCUGGAGCUGCUCACCACCCUGUCAAAGCAUCCGAGUGCAGCCCAGAUGCUGAGAGACGUCGGGGCGGUGGACUUCCUCACUCAGCUGUCUCCUAACGUGGAGCCCAGACUGCGAGCUGUCAUCAGUGGAGCCCUGGACCAGCUGUUCCAGCUGCCUGAGCUUCUCCCAAGCAAAACAAUGGUCUACUCGCAUGGACCACGUGAUGCAGCUCUGACAGCUCCGACUGUUGUUUCACCUGAAGAUUUUCCUAAAAUGGGCUAUUUCCACAAGAGUAUGCCAGCUCUUACAGAAGUUCCACCUCACAAGAUCCCAGUGCACGAGUCUGUGAGAUGUCUGAAGUUUUCUGUGUUUCCAUGGCUGACAUUGACCAACACAGACAGGCACAUACUUACAUCCAAUGAGAGUUCCCUAAGGAGCAACAACCCAAACUUGGUGCGAACCACAUGCGAUCUUCUGUGCGAUGUCAUUAUGCAGGACUUUCCUCCAGAGAUCUUCCUGCAGAGGCCAAGUAUUGUAAAGAACCUUCUUUCCCUGUUGAGGGGGGGUGCUGGUAAAGGUGAGCCGAGCUACCUCCACUUGCAGGCUCUCUCCUGCCUACGGCAGCUUUGUGCAGGGCUAAGGAGGAGACUGCGCUUUCAUCAAGAUCCAAGCUUCUACUCUACAAAGCAAGAUCCAGUGUCCCAGAAUUCCUCCUUCUCCUACUCCCAGGAGGUGCGGGGGACCCAGCGUUCCAAUGCCUCCUCCCCGGGGGGAGAGUGCUCCCCCCGACCCUCUGUGGUGGGACGCACAGGCCAAAGAGCCAGGGGAGAUGGCCAAGAUGGGGAUGUAGCUUCCAACAGUGGCAGCUCGACCAGGGCCGGAGCUGCAACCCAGGCCCCCAGGCAGACGGCCCAGUCACCUGCAGACACGGCCCAUCUGGAGCUUCCUGACCUGGGGGCGGAAGAUGUCCUUGAGGUGCAGUUACAGCAGCUCACUCUGGCCCAGUUUACGGUUUCCAUCAUGGAGCAUGCUAUACCACUUCUUAAGACAGAGGGUUCGCAUUUGUUCCAUCGUGUUCUGGGGCUGCUCUGUGACGCCAUCCUCCUGCUCGGGGACAGCGUUUGUGAGCUGGUCUGGGACGAUCGCAGCCUGGUGGGGAUGGAGCUGAAGGAGAAGCUGCAAGCCUUUAUGGAGUUAUUGGGCGAUAUCCUGAGCUACCAUCAGAGCAACCCAGCAGACAUUCCUCACAGCGCUCAGAUUCACCACAGAAUGGCCUACACAGGCACGGCCAUAUUCACCAUUAAACUCCUACAGACCAUCCUCCCUCCUGAGAAGGCUUGUGACAAUCUCCCCGAAAGCACUGCGACAGCUGUAUUCCAUCUAUGCUUGGACACAUCUUUGGGUAGUUUAUUCCCCAGCGUGCAAGAGACAGCAGUAGCUUACUUGGAGCAGGUUAACUCUGACCACCAUGACCUUUACUCGAGGGUGACCCGUGCUGCCCUCUGGAUGGAGUCCACUUGCAGCUUUCUCAAGGAAGCACAAGCUGAGGGAGAAAAAAACUGGUUGGAGUUGCUGGAGCUGGCAGACCAGGCCAUCGACGGCCUCUCGUUUCACCAGCACUUACCCAUCGUCAAAGAAUGUGUUCACAUCUGCUCUUACCUGUGGAAGUUUGAUCAGCCUAGUCCGCUUCUCCAGACAGAGAGCCAGAAACUUCUCCUCAAGUUGCUGUCUCAUCCUUUACCUUCCGUCAAGACGGAGACGUACACAUGCACACUCAACCUGCUCAAGGACUGCGUUGGCAUCCAGAAUGUGUCACGACAACAAAAAGGAGCCUGUGAUGAAAUCAACUUCCUGCUCCACCACAGAGUGCUCUAUGAAUUAAGUGCGUUUGGACUCCAGGACUCUGCAGAAAAAGUGAACGUGGCUGCCAAGGAUAUCCUGCUAUUCCUGCUUAAGGGACGAUUGAUGAUGACAGCAUCAACCUGGGACAGAUUCAACGAGGCACUUUACCCAGUCAUGCCCGUAUUGCAGGGUUAUACCGGCACCGAAGAGUCCCUGGGUAACUGCGUCCUACUGAUAAGUGACACGUCCGACGUGACAAGAGACAACGUGUUUCCCAGCUCAGCCAAACUAAAAGCAGCACUCCGUCUCCUUUUCACUAAACAGCCUGCUGUGAGAAUAGCAGCAGCGCAACAAGUCAUUCCUCACCUAACCAAUGCUGAUGAGGCUGAAACAGUCAAACAAGUCCUGGAUCAACCAGUGAUCUCCACGCUGCCCAAUCUUUACUGUGUCAGAAAUCCUUUUGACAUCUCACUGGACACAAACAGCAAGUCUGUCCUCAAGGUGGAGUCCGUGGAGAAGCUGUUUUGUAUCCUGUCCUCAGACACUGUCGACAUCUCUCUGAAAAAAUCGGCAGCCGAGCAGCUGUCUGUGGUGCUGCAAGACACGAGAAUGCACCCAGUGCUGAAGAAUCUAGGAAUAACAGACAAAGUCCUUUCUUUCAUUAUGGGAAGUGUCAACGGCAAAAAGAGCUUGGAUUGUCUGCUGGAGCCUUGUAUAUGUAUCCUGAGGAAGCUGGUGUAUGCUGAUCCAUCUCUGAGGCACAGCCUGGCACAGCGCAACCUCCUGCUUCUCACACUGCUUAGGGCAUCCCUGAUAUUGAAGGAGAACAAAAGCAGUGGCAAUGAGAUUGCUAUCUUAAUGAGUUUACUGCUGUUUGAUGAGAUUGCUGGCAUCGAAAUAUGGUCGGACAAAUGCAGCACAGAUGUGACUCUCGCACCGUUCUCCCUCCCUCUGACAGUGAUACGCAGGUACAACCUCCCAUUUCAGGCAGCGAGUCAUCACGCCGUCAGCCCGUACUGCUGCGUCCUGCCUUCUUCCACUGGCCUCCUGACCCUGGCCCCCGCUCGCCAAGCCCUGCAGGUGGCCUGGAACACUGCAUGGCAUUCUGGGAUAGACAACCUCCUUGAGGAGCUGCAUGGCAACUCAACCAGGGACCCUGAAUUUCAUCCCGACUUAAAGCUGUCAGACGAACAGGUUCUGUGGCUGCGGGCGGUGCACCUCCCCGCCGCACUGCAGGACUGCAUCCAGGCCAUUGGCAGGGCAGCAGGACACAGGUCUGUGACCUCUGCCAUCUCCAGGCUCAGCCUCUACCUGCUGAUUGACAGACUGGCCCUCCCGCAUGUCCCCCGCCUACGCUGCAGAGACACUCUCCACUCGCUCAGUUGGCACUCAGCAAUGACCAGGUUUCUCCAGGUGCGCCCAGCCUGUGUUGAGGAUGAGAGGUUGCUGGUGGGCAUUGUUGCAUUUUUGAAUGCCUACUUCAGACAGAUGCACACUGAGUCUGCGUCUGACCCAGAGGACGAGGACCUGCGUUGGAUACUAGAGCUGCUUCUCAGCCAGGAGUCAGUGUCCCUCCUGAAUUUGCUGCUUGCUGUGGAGACUCAGACCUCAACUCAGAACACAGGGGAACCAGAGGAACUGAAGAACCACGUCGGCCAGAGACUGCAGAGAGAACUCACCGGCUUCUUCAAUACCUUACUCCUCCGACUAUCAUGCACGACUGACAGGCUAUGUUUGGCAUUAGCAGGCCCCUUCAAGAGCCAGCUGGCAGUGUGUCUGCUUCGGAGCCUGCGGGUGUCCGAUGCCCCGCGAUUCUAUGGCCUUCCCAGCCUGGAGAGGACGCUGCAGGGCAUGGUCAGCCUGACUGCCCAGCCUGGCUGGAGCUCUCACUGCCCUGACCUGGAGCCUUUCUCCCUCUGCUCAAAGUAUCUCAGUGGGCUGCUGGAGGUGAUCUCCUCUUUUUAUGUUGAGUGGGGAGGAAACUCCAUGUCGUUCAUGGGCAAAGGUGUGACGAAGAAUGCCGUCAUCUCUCUGCUUCACCUGUCGCAUGAGAUGCUGACUGACAACAAGGACAAGGACUUCCUUUCCCAGUGGUCUUUGGGGAAUGAGGCAGCUGCUGAGGAGGCGAGUAACUCUCAGCUGGGUUUGGCCUGGCUCAUCCCACUAUGGGUCGAUCGAGACCCAGAGGUGAGGUUCGCCAGCUUGGCUCUGGGUGGAGCUCUGUCGUCGGUGCCCAUCGGGUGCCACACUCUGUGUGGGAGCUGUCAGAACAUCAGUGGAGGUCUGUGGGGCACUUUGCUCAACAUCCUCCUGGAUCAGCAGGAGAGCAGCAUGAUCCGCAGGGAGGCUGCUUUUAUCCUGCAGAACUUGCUGGUGAUGCCGAUGCCUGCCAACGCAGAGGAGGCCACGGACUCGGACUGGCAGCACCCAUGUGUCCAUGAUGAGGCUUCUGGCCUCUCUUUGGUGGGUCUCCCGGCGCUCAAGGCUCUGCUCUACCACUGUCAGUUCUUCCAGCAUGUUGCUCUCUCUGCCUCCAUUUGUUACCGAGGCAGGUACACAUUCUACCUAAAGCCUGCUGGCAGUGGCAGUUCUCAGGAGAGUGAGUCACUGGAUUCUGAGAGUUCUCUGUGGUUCUGGAGAUGUGACCCUCCAACACCAGCUCCUAACUCGCGGAGACCCUCCAGCUCCCUCUCUACGUCCAGCACCGUGAUUAGAGGCUCGGAGCCACACAUCCCUAAGGCUUUCUCCUCACUGAGCAUCUCAGAAGAUACUCCUGCCAGCAGGCUGACAGCUCAAGGCCAGAGUGACACGGACACCAGCGACUCUGUUACCUUCCAAGAUUCCAGACAGUGCGAGCCACUGGUAACGGAACCCGUCGUCAUGGUAACUCCCGACCUCCUGACGGCCCACUGCAGCCUGCUGACUUGUCUGCUGUCCAUCCUGCCUGAGUUCACCCUCACUGCCAUCGGACACAACCAGCUCCUCCAGGCCCUGUCCAGACUAGUGGAAAUCAGGCCCAUCGAGAAAUGUCUGAAUGAGCUGUAUUCACCCAACUUGCUGCCAGGAGAGAGAGAAGACAUCAAGAGUCAGUUUGUCACGUUACUCCAGUUCCUGUCCAGCUUCUCGAAGCUGCUGCAGUCGUGUAUCACAGUGAACCAGGAACUGAUUCCUGAGCUGGACUUCACGAAACAGCUGCUGACGACUCUGGUUGCAGUUCUCAUGCUGGACACCAAAGGAUUAGAUGCAGGUACUCGGGACACAGUUUGUCUGUGCUGGGCAGACGUGUUUAUGCUCCUGGCUACUCUGGUGAGGAGGGACAGCUCAGCGGCGUACCCAUCUGUCUCCGCUGCGCUUGGGAAACGCUGGCGGACAUUUGCAGGAACAUUAUCAGUUUGUGUGACUGAGAAGUUUGCAGACCCUCAGCUUCACACAGUCGCUCUGCAGUUCCUCUGUGCAAUUUUCACAGAGGAGACUAAGAGUCGAGGUGACGAGGUCACAACCCCCAACUCCAAGUGUGCAACUUCUUUGACAGACAUUGUGAACUCUCCCUCGGCCGGCCAGCUCUGUGAACUGUUACUCCAGAGUUUUGAUAAGAAGACCCUGCAGGACCCUUUAAAGAAGCUGACAGCGAGAGCUCUGUCGACGCUGUUGGCAUGCAGCCCCACAGCUCAAAGCCAUGCGGCCAAUGCUGGUUUAAUCGACAGCUGUGUGGAGCAAAUGAAGCAGACUCAUUCCCAGCUCCACCUGGAGUCAGUCCGACCCAGCAAGGCUUCUCUCCGCAAAAAGGAAGAGGCCCAUUUAAAGGAAGUCAGGCUGAGUGUGGAGAUCCUGCAGAGCGCUCUUUACCGCAACGAUGAAUGCAAAGUGGUGGCUUCAGAUGCUCGCCUCACACUGACCCUCUAUGCUCUUUGGCCUUGGCUCCUAUUGGACGACCCCAACAUGGAGGCUGUGCUGGAGCUACUGUGUGUCUAUACAGCCAACUGCACCACAGCAUGCAGUUCUCUCUGUGGGAGUAUACCACCAGGAUCGAAAGGCUCCUCCAGUAGCUCACUGAUGCACGCUGUCAUGAAGCUGGCCUCAGGGGUCGCCCCGGACAACAGCCCGGUCCAGAAGCUGGCCUUCUCUCUCCUCACAAACCUCGCCAUGUCCCGCGACUGCAGGGGCCUCCUGCAAAAGAAUAACUUCCUCCAAGCCUUCGUUUCGGUUCCAGUGCCCAAGGCGGGUGGUGGUGGCGGCGUACUGGGCCUGUGGUUGAAGCUGCUGGUCACCCUCUCGUUCGCGGAAGACAUCCAGCAGAGUCUCCUGAGGGUGACCGGUGUCCUGGAGCUGCUGGCGGACUUGGCAGCUCACCGGAGGAAUGCGCUGCUCACCCUUCACAACCUCUGCUUCUGGCCCGCCAACAAGCCUCACGUCAUUGCCAGUGACAAAGCCAUGAAGACGCUCCUCUGCUGCCUGGAAGGCAAAGAGAUGGAGACUCGCUGUAUGGGAGCAUCUGCACUUUGGGCAUUGCUUCAUAACAAUCAGAGGGCCAAGACGACGAUGAAGUGUCCCUCAAUACGACGGAGGAUUGACGAGGCACACACCACCUUUAAGAAAGCUGCAGAGAACAAUCCGGAUCCGAUGGGUCCCUACCUGUUGAAGUGCUUUGAAAACCUUUCUCAGCUGCUAAAUAACUGAUUGUAUUUAUACUUUUGUUUCUUUGUAUCAUAUUUUAUACUUAUAUAAAUAUUAAAGUGGCAACAUUUAGGUGCCGUCUUGUACAAAACUU
This is a messenger RNA of Platichthys flesus (European flounder), 6867 nucleotides long. It is a transcript of the gene rttn, whose product is annotated as rotatin. The transcript is spliced from 49 exons. Bases 87 to 6776 code for a protein of 2229 amino acids. Gene Ontology annotation, biological process: centriole replication; ciliary basal body organization; centriole-centriole cohesion. The record is from RefSeq and is a predicted model, not a curated record. Gene Ontology annotation, cellular component: ciliary basal body; centriole; centrosome. NCBI's taxonomy places the organism in Eukaryota, Metazoa, Chordata, Actinopteri, Pleuronectiformes, Pleuronectidae.